CAAAUUAUUACAUGCAGCCGCAGUCACAGCAGCAUCAGCAACCCUUUUACAUCUUUGGGCGUUCCCUGCUCAGCAACAACAACAACAACAACAACAACAACAACAACAACAACAACAACAACAACAACAACAACAACAACAACAACAACAACAACAACAACAACAACAACAACAACAACAACAACAACAACAACAACAACAACAACAACAACAACAGCAUCAACAGUCACAGCAAUUUCAGCAACAGCAAUAGCAGUAACGCCCACAGCAAUUUCAACAACAGCAACAACCUCAACAACAGGGCAUUAUUUUUCAACCGGCAAAUCUACUUACCAGCACGCAGAUCAAGACUACUAUACCUUUCAACGGAAUGAUGACAAACGAGAAUGUCAUGAAUUACG
This is a messenger RNA of Closterium sp. NIES-67, 401 nucleotides long. NCBI's taxonomy places the organism in Eukaryota, Viridiplantae, Streptophyta, Zygnematophyceae, Desmidiales, Closteriaceae. The record is from the annotation of a GenBank genome assembly.